CUUCACAUACUUCAACCUACUACAUUCCAACAAGAGUAUCUCAUUACCUCGCUGAUGAGUACGUGGACGAUGACCUUGCAGAGAUCAUUCUUGGGCACCUCUACCAUGGCAUGCACACAUUGUUGGACCAAGUUACUUAUGGUACAACCAUCACGGGUUCCGGCCCCCCUUUGGUUGGUGCACCUAUGGCUCCAAGCCUACUUCCUAAUAUUUCGGAAGGAGCUGCCCACCCUGAAGUCUGUAAGCCAAAAACAACUUCUGCUUACUUAUGGUCAUUACUACAACCAUGCUAUGUCCUUGGGAAAGAAAUCUGAAGAAUGCUUCUCCAUCUUCCAUGGUUUGAAGUCUCUUGAAAGCUUCACCCCCUUCAGACCCCGUCUCCUUGGUCCACCAUCAUUCACAAGGACUUUCACAAUGAGACCCAAAGACGAAGAUGAACUUGAUGAAUAUCGAUGCUUUGUGCUCCAACGGAAAGAUUGGACUUGGGCAUGCGACCUCAUACUCUUACCUAUGGUUCCAAAACGAGACACAUUAACCGAGGUUUACAACCCACACUUUGUGGCUCGUCAGUUUGGGCUCAUGCAAAUGUGGCCAUUAUCUCUGCCUCACUCACCCAACUUUGCAGCACCCAUGAAACGCAAGUCUUUGAAGGCAAAAGAGGUGACAAGUUGAUAAUGUGGCCACAGUAUACAAGGGGAGAGCACGAAGUUCAAGUGUUUUGAGCCAAGGAAGGAUGCACUGUCCCGGGUCUUUCAAAUUGUCUUUCCCGACAAAAUGGAGAACUUGAGUCUUUUUGACGGUUCAGCCCCAGUCAUAGCACAAGGUUUGCUUGACAAUGUUCCAAAAAACACCAGCUCGGAAGCCAUUAACUCCAGCAACCAAGGCGAGAGUGUCAAAGAAACCGGCCCCUCCUCCAUCACUCCCAAGGCUAGAGGACGAGCAUCUAAGCUUCCUCCCUAUCAAACUCUUUGCCAUACUGAUUUUUUUCCAUAUCUUUUGAGUUCUCCUACAUCUUUGUUUUCAAAUGUAGGUCUUAGCUUAGAUAGGCCCCUUAGAUCCACCAAGCGCAAGGUUUCUUUGAAGGAUCCACGAGUAAGUGCUAAACUAUCUUGUUAGUUCAUCUUCCUUAGAUCAAUAACCUAAUAAGAAUUUUCCUUGCUGUCUUUGUCAUCAGUUGAGAGCGAGGAAAAAAACCUCUCUAGAGACAAUACCAGUGACAAAGACGAAGGCGAUGAGGGUUCGAAGCUAGUAGAUGACAACUCCACCGAUGAGGACCUCGAGGACCGUCCCACAAAAAUAUCUCCAAAUUCGGACACCUAUACUGAGCCUACAGAGCCCAACUGAAUGGAGAUUUUGGACAAGACACCUUCAACCCUGCAACCCCAACAAUCUCUUUUGUCUAUCCAUGAAGGUCUCACCCAGCUGAAGGAUUCAAACCUCUCAUCGUCAAGUUUGGCAGUGACAAGUGGGUCCCCUUCAGGUUCGAUCAACCCAACGGUUGUACCUCACACUUCAUCAUCCGGCCCUCUUGGCCUUGGAAAUCCUACUCAUAAGUUUCCCGCCUCUACUGCUCCCUCACCAUCAAAAGGUGCAACCUUCCAAGUUCCGACGACCAACUUGUUCUCAUCAAGCCAUCAAGUCAACGUCUCUAACAUAGCUAUCUUGGAGAGCAACCUCCUUAAUGACUUGGUGGGUGGCUUCGGCAACAAGCACACCAGGGGUCUUCUCAAUGUCAACGACUAUUAGCUCCCCUCCGAGUACCAUGAUGCCCAUGGUGCUUUAGAUGGAUCUAGCAUCGGACCAUCCACUAUCAACAUGGCUGAGACAGAGCGGGCUAUAUUCUCUUCCUCUACCACUCCAGAAUUCCACACCACCACCGGUAACACUACUCCAACCGUGGUAAGCGCCACAACCUACUCUUUUUUUUAUAUAUAAAUCAGUUUGUCAAUAACUUAAUAAAAACCAUUGCAGGAUCUAAGUUCGCUCGACCACAGCUUGGAGCUCCUCCAAAACUUAGAAUCACUUGGGGAGGAAGCCCAAUUCGUUGCCCCCUCUUCUGAAGCCACACGUGCUGGCCUCACUGAGCUGGACCAGUACCUCUCACUCACUCCCUAGCGGGCAAUCAUGGCUUCCAAGAAUCGCUGGCCUUGACAAGCUCUUGAGUCACUAUCCAGUCUUGUUGUUCUCAACCCAUUGCCAGGACUUGACAUGAAUAAGAUGUCCAUUUUACA
Linum trigynum is the source of this 2231-nucleotide messenger RNA. Lineage: Eukaryota; Viridiplantae; Streptophyta; Magnoliopsida; Malpighiales; Linaceae. The record is from the annotation of a GenBank genome assembly.